AUGGGAGUAAAGAAUCUUUGGAAGAUUGUAAAUAAUUUUGGUAAUGAAGUUAAUCAAUUACAAAAUAAAAAGUUAGCCGUAGAUACUUCUAUAUGGAUACACCAAAUAUUGAAUUCAUAUAUAGUUGAUGAUAAUUCUACUGCUAACAUCUACUCAUUUUUUAUUAAGAGAAUAAUUAGACUACUUUAUAACAAUAUAGAUCCUAUUUUUAUUUUUGAUGGAUCAUUUCCUGAAUUGAAAAAGAAUACUAUACGUGAAAGAAAAGAAGCUAAUCAAAAAAUUGAAGAAGCUAAAAUACUUCAAGGUAUCAAGGAAAAUAAAAAGUGUAUUAUUUGUAAUAAAAAAUUAAGAAUUUGUGAACAUGGUAGUCAGAUUAGGAAAGAUAUUCUUGAUAAGGUAGAUGUUGAUGCAGAAAUUAAAAUGGAAACACAUGAUUAUAAUUGGGGUGAAGUAUCUGAAGAAUUUGAUAAUGUAUUUGAUGAUAGAGAUUUGAUUUUAAAUAACCAAAUUGAUUUAAAAUUUAAUAUAAAUGAGUUGAAUACUCAACAUAAGAAAGUUCAAAAGUUGAUUAAUUUUAGAAAAAGAAGGAAAGCUGAAAUGUUUAUAGAUGAAACAAAUGAAGAAACACUCAUAGAAAGUCAAAUUAAAAACGUUACUAAUAGAAGUCAAGUUAGUCAUUUAAUUAGAGAAAUUAAUAAAGAUACAGGAAGAGUACAAAGUGAUUGUACAGUAUAUGCAGAAUUAAAAAAGAUUAAAGUUGAUAAGAAGAACGAAAUUUCUAAUGUUUAUAAUGAAAGUAAAAGUGUGAAAAUUGAUGAAGUAAAAAAUUUUAAUAAAAAGUAUAAAAAUAUAACUGAAAAAUAUAAGAAAAAAACUGAUUUUAUUGAAAGUACACAAAAUAAUGGAAUUAGUGUAAUAAAUAAAAAUGAUGAUGAAUUAAAUGAUGAAUUAAAAGAAUAUUUAGCUAAAAAGUAUAAAAAUGAAGGUUAUUUAGAAGAUGAAACUAUUUUAAAUGAAAACAGUGAUUUGCCAUCGGAAAUGGAAGGAGUUCAAAGGAAAUUAAGACACCUUCUUAAACUUCUUAAUAUUCGUUAUAUUAACUCUCCUUAUGAAGCUGAUAGUCAAUGUGCUAAACUUUAUAGAUUGGGUGUUGUUGAUGGUGUUAUUUCUGAAGAUAGUGAUCUUCUUUUAUAUGGUGUUAAGGUUUAUAAAAAUUUAUUCUCUAAGAAAACCCAAAUAAAGGAAUUUAAUUUAGAUGAAAUAUUAGAAGGAUUGACUAUUGAUUAUGAGAAAUUUAUUUUUAUUAGUUUAUUUCUUGGAUCUGAUUAUUGUGAUGGAGUAAAAAAUAUAGGUCCUGUUAGAGCUAUGUCGUUACUAAAAAACAAUUCAAUUAGAAAAUUAUUAAUUGAUUAUGAUUUGGAUGAAAGUUUAUUUAGGGAAAUUAAAAAUAUUUAUGCUAAUCCCACUGGAAAGAAAAUUGAUGGAUUUGAAAACGGUAUGUUUGAUUUAGACAAACUAGUAAAAUUUUUAAAUGAUGAAGAUGUAAAUGAUAUUGAAAUGUUUAUUUAUCAUUUGUCGAAAAUAAAUAAAACUAUUUAA
Molecule: messenger RNA, 1599 nt
Organism: Hepatospora eriocheir
Lineage: Eukaryota; Fungi; Microsporidia; Hepatosporidae
Source: the annotation of a GenBank genome assembly